UAUAAAAAAGAUUUAAAACAAAAAGAAAAAAAAUAUAGUGAGAGAAAGGAAAAAGAAUGGAAGGAAAGAGCGAGGGGGAGAGAGAGAGAGAGAGAGAGAGAGAGAGAGAGAAAGAGAGAUUGGGUUCACCGAGUAAAGGAUCAAACGAGUUGGGUGACCGAAUCAAAUAUACAAAUAACAAAGCAUUGAGCCUUUAAAAUCCUAACCCAAAACCAAAAAAGAAAAAAAGAAAAGAAAUUUAUACAGGGGUGGUGGUGUGGUAAUAGCCAAAAAGAGAUGGAGAACGAGAAGGAGAUAAUUAGUCCAUCUCUAACCCUUUACCUCUCUCAUUCCCGUUCUCAUCAUUGUUGUUGUCUUCCUUCUUUGUUUAACCCUAACUUUAUAUUAUAUCUAUCUAUUACCAUAACCAAACAACACCCACAAUUUUCUUUUUUUUUAUUCUCCUUUUUUCCUCUUCUUCUUCUUCUAUCUAUUCUUUCUCUCUGUCCCUUUUUCUCUUGCUUCUCUCCGCGUUUGCUUUCUUCUCUGGUUUCUUUUCCAGCAUUUUCAAGACCUUUGGAACAUGUGAUUUUGUUAUGGUUUUUGUUCAUCUCCUGAUCUGAGUGGAAUCAACACAGAAACUGUGCUAUAACAAAUUUUUAUUCAUGGAAGAGUUUGGUAUUUGUCGGUUUGACAUCAUUGGAAAUGCUGCAAGGAAGAAACGGACUCAAACAUCUCGCCGGCCUAAGCCCGAGUCACAGCCACUCAUUGACAGUCGUCAUCAUUCAUCAUCCUCAUCGACGACACCACCUUCAGGUGAUAUUGAUAAGUCUUCCAGUGAUGAAAAUGUCAAUUCUAGUUCUAGGAGGAAAGAGUUCAAUCUUAAUCAAUGCAUGUCAUGGAAUAAGGAGAGUGAAGGAUCUGAUGCAUUCUAUAGUAAUGAUUCAGGGCGAAGUGCAUUUAGCAAUAAACGCUCUAGUGAAGGUGUCCUUGCCCCUGCUAAUUGGAAAAACACAAGCAAGGUGAAGGAAUCUUUUGAAGCGGAGUCAAUAAAUGCAAAUAUCUAUUCUGGUAGAAAUGGUGAAAGUCAAAGUUUAGAGCAGUCAGGAGUGCUUGUAGACUCAUUAGGAAAUGAGAAUAAAGUAAAAAAGGUUAAGCUAAAGGUUGGUGGUGUCACACGCACUAUUCAUGCCAACUCGACAACUAAUGGUUCUACAAAUAAUUCUCGAUUCUCAGAAAAUUCCAGAUUAAAGCAUAAGCUUCAGGGGAACUCAGAGCAAUACCAUUCAAUUUUAGAAAAGAGGACUGGAUUGCAAGGAGUUCCUUGGAAGGAUUUCUGUACAAGUGGAUUUAGUCUUGGGAAAGAGAGCUCUUCUAUGGGGAAGAUAUCUGAGAAGAACGCGUUUGGAAAACAAGGAGAGAAAUCUGAAACAGCUCGCAAAAGCAAGCGGGUCCCCAAGAGACGUGUAUUGGAUGAGGAAAUUGGUGAAGAUUACGAGGAUGAUGAGAUACGAUAUCUGGAAAAACUUAAAACUCCAAAGAUUGCUGCCAGAUAUAAAGAUAAUGAAAAAUCAAGCAGGAAACAGCAAAGGCUUUCCAGCUUGGAAAGUGUUGGUGCUUUAAAAUUGGCUAAAAAUGGAAAGAAGAAGUCCUCAUUGGACCGGGCAUCAGAGGAUACAGGUUAUGAGGAAGAAGAAGAUCUGGCAUCUGAGGGUGAGCUUGAAGGCAAUAACAGGAAGAAGCAGAAAAAGGAAUCUGUUGAUGUGUUGAUGGAUAGUAAGAGAGAGAUGACUCUAACCACGCGUCAACGGGCACUUCAGUCUAGCAGAGAUGGAUCUACAUCUGCUGCUAACUUAAUUGAGUUUCCAAAUGGAUUACCACCUGCACCAUCAAGAAAACAAAAGGAGAAACUUACAGAAUUAGAGCAGCAACUAAAGAAGGCUGAGGCCGCUCAAAAGCGCAGAAUACAAGUUGAAAAUGCUGAAAGGGAAUCUCAGGCUGAGGCUAUUCGAAAAAUACUUGGUCAAGAUUCCAGCAGGAAGAAGCGAGAAGAGAAAAUAAAGAAGCGCCAAGAAGAAUUGGCACAGGAGAAGGCUGCUAAUGCCCUGACGCUUCCGUCAAACACCAUCAGAUGCGUCAUGGGUCCUACUGGGACUGUCAUGACAUUCUCCAAUGACAUGGGACUCCCUGGUAUAUUUGAGUCUAAACCCUGCAGCUAUCCUCCUCCACGGGAGAAGUGUGCAGGCCCUUCCUGUUCUAAUCCAUACAAGUAUAGAGAUUCCAAGUCGAUGCUUCCGCUUUGCAGUUUACAGUGCUAUAAGACAGUUCAGGAGCAAAUGCAAGCUGAAGGCAGCUGCUGAUUUUGUGAAGAUCUUAUCCUACUGCAGGCUGAAGAUAUAUUUUUUGCACAUCUAUGCUUUAAUGUUUUUGGCAUAUUAACUAUAUUAGGGCAGUGAAAGAGCAAUUUUGAGAGAGUGAGAUAGUAGAUGGUGGUUUAUACAAAGGAUGGUAGUUCAUGUGCUGUCCCCUAUCCAGCUUAAUCUUAAGUAAUAUCUAUAAAUGAAAAGUCGGCUUAAUUUUUGCUAAA
Ricinus communis (castor bean) is the source of this 2566-nucleotide messenger RNA. RefSeq names its product calponin homology domain-containing protein DDB_G0272472. Gene Ontology annotation, biological process: chromatin remodeling. Gene Ontology annotation, cellular component: Ino80 complex. Bases 645 to 2339 code for a protein of 564 amino acids. The transcript is spliced from 7 exons. The record is from RefSeq and is a predicted model, not a curated record. NCBI's taxonomy places the organism in Eukaryota, Viridiplantae, Streptophyta, Magnoliopsida, Malpighiales, Euphorbiaceae.